Tachyglossus aculeatus (Australian echidna) is the source of this 1899-nucleotide messenger RNA. It is a transcript of the gene NEK3, whose product is annotated as NIMA related kinase 3. Gene Ontology annotation, molecular function: protein kinase activity; ATP binding. The transcript has 17 exons. The coding region runs from base 77 to 1732 and encodes 551 amino acids. The record is from RefSeq and is a predicted model, not a curated record. Gene Ontology annotation, biological process: protein phosphorylation. NCBI's taxonomy places the organism in Eukaryota, Metazoa, Chordata, Mammalia, Monotremata, Tachyglossidae.
GGAGUCUGCCCGCACUCCGGCCUGCUGCAGCGCCCCGCCUUGCACCAGACAUUCCCCUUACCCCGGCAACUUCUAAAUGUCACCCACCUUUACUGGACUUGGUGUUGAAGCUUCACAGCAUCUGCUUCUCACCCUGUUUGGUGGUGCAAAACUGGACAUUUUUCCCAUGGAAUGUAAAGGACCAAACCUGAAGAACUGCCAUUCCACCAUGGAAGACUUUGCCAUCCUCAAAGUGAUUGGUGAGGGCUCCUUUGGUAGGGCUCUUUUAGUUCGGCAAGAAAGCAGCAACCAGACAUAUGCCAUGAAGGAAAUAAGACUUCCCAAGUCUCUCUCUGAUAUACAGAACUCUAGGAAAGAAGCAAUUCUGUUGGCUAAGAUGAAACACCCCAAUAUUGUUACCUUUAAAGAAUCUUUUGAGGCUGAUGGGCACUUGUAUAUCGUGAUGGAAUAUUGUGAUGAAGGUGACUUAAUGCAGAAGAUCAAACAACAAAAAGGAAAGUUAUUUCCUGAAGACACAAUACUUCACUGGUUUGCACAAAUGUGUUUGGGUGUGAAUCAUAUUCAUAACAAGCGUGUGUUGCACAGAGAUAUCAAAUCUAAGAAUGUCUUCCUCACUCAAAAGGGAAAAGUGAAAUUAGGAGAUUUUGGAUCUGCCCGGCUUCUCUCCAGUCCUAUGGCGUUUGCUUGUACCUACGUGGGAACGCCUUAUUAUGUGCCUCCGGAAGUAUGGGAGAAUAUGCCCUACAACAAUAAAAGUGAUAUAUGGUCCCUGGGAUGCAUUUUGUAUGAGCUCUGUACCCUUAAACAUCCAUUUCAGGCCAAUAGUUGGAAAACUCUCAUCCUCAAGAUAUGCAAAGGAUCCUACAGUCCUCUUCCAACUCAUUACUCUUAUGAGCUUCACUAUUUAAUAAAGCAGAUGUUUAAGAGAAAUCCCACAUACCGCCCUUCAGUCACCUCAAUUCUCUCCAGAGGCUCUUUAACAAAGCUUAUCCAGAAGUGUUUACCACCAGAGAUAAUUGCCGAGUAUGGUGAACAGGUGAUAGAGGAAACCCGGAACCCUAAAGCCGAUACGCCAAGAAAAAAGGCCGGUCCUGUCCGAACAGGUGUGCUUCCUGGAAAUGAAGCCAGCAGUAUGACAGGGGAAGAACAAGGAAGAAAGUGCAGCCGUACAGAUUUAGAAAACAUUAACAAGAAUUUGACUGAAAAUGCUCUGAAACGAAUAACUGGUGCAGAAAAAGAAAAUAGGAUAGGCCAUCCGAAGAGAGAGAAUUCAUCCAGUCCUCACAGGCGACAGUGGGAGAAGGGAAUUUCCAAUACAGCAGUAAAUGCCUUGGAAAAUGCUUCCAUUCUUUCCUCCAGUGUAGCUGGGGAGGAAGAAAGAGGUGGCUCUGUAAUAAAGUACAGUGAGAAUAAUGCACGGAAGCAGUGGCUGAAAGAAUCUCCAGAAACCUUGCUGAACGUUCUCAAGAAUGCCGAUCUUAGCUUGGCAUUUCAAACCUAUACAAUAUACAAAUCAGACUCUGAAGCCUUCUUGAGAGGACCCCUUUCUGAAGGCGCUGAAGCCUCCGACUGUGUAGAUGGAGAUCAUGAGGAAGUUGCCUUAGAUCCCGAGAGACUUGAACCUAGAUUGGAUGAAGAGGACACGGACUUUGAAGAAGAAGAUGAUGAUCCAGAUUGGGUGUCAGAACUCAAGAGGAGAGCCAACCUGCAGUCUGAAAUAAAUUACUCCUAAUCGUAUUAGGCAGAAUUGUCAAGUUAAGUAAUCAGGCCUGAGAAAAUGAUUAGUUCUCAUUGUGUAUGUUCACUUUGUCAAACGGACAAGAGAGGAAAAGCUGUGAAGGUUACGGAGUCCCAUCCAGAUAAGUAUUGCUUGAAAAAUAAAUCUAAAACCUCACUGGG